AUGAGGCAUACAAAUGUAUACGAAGAACGCUCUUUGGGAAUAUACGCCGAGGACGAAACGUCAUACGACUACGACAAACCUCCCGAAAAUUCGAUCACCGAUAUGGUGCGCCGGCAUCUCCUCACGAAAGAGGGCACACGCCGACACUUCCUUCGCGAACAAUUGAAAGACCAACUUAGCCACGACCUCUGGUGGAUCGCGCUGGCCGUGUUUUUCAUCUCUAUCAUAGAAUCGAGCAACUACAACAGGGACCCAGUGGGAUACUCGACUUUCAACAUUCUCUUUGAAGUAAUCUCCGGCUACGGCUGUGUCGGUAUUAGCACAGGCUACCCAGGCAGGGAUCUUUCAUUCUGUGGAGUUUGGCAUUCCCUUAGCAAGCUCAUACUGGCGGCGGUCGCGUUACGAGGUCGUCAUCGCGGCCUCCCCGUUGCUAUCGACAAAGCUAUCAUGUUGCCGAAUGAGUCUCAUGCGUGGGCUGAAGAGGAAGAUGCUGCCUUGAGGCGGGAGCAAUCCCGUGUUUGUGGACCUGCAAGUGUUUAA
Aspergillus puulaauensis is the source of this 540-nucleotide messenger RNA. RefSeq lists its product as uncharacterized. Gene Ontology annotation, molecular function: high-affinity potassium ion transmembrane transporter activity. The record is from RefSeq and is a predicted model, not a curated record. The coding region runs from base 1 to 540 and encodes 179 amino acids. Gene Ontology annotation, biological process: intracellular potassium ion homeostasis; potassium ion import across plasma membrane. The transcript has 2 exons. Lineage: Eukaryota; Fungi; Ascomycota; Eurotiomycetes; Eurotiales; Aspergillaceae. Gene Ontology annotation, cellular component: plasma membrane.